Molecule: messenger RNA, 2040 nt
Organism: Ectocarpus siliculosus
Lineage: Eukaryota; Phaeophyceae; Ectocarpales; Ectocarpaceae
Source: the annotation of a GenBank genome assembly
AUGUUUGCAUGCCUUGGUCGCAUUUUAGGAGGUUUCAUAGCACAAUACAUCGGCGUCCUCGUUAGCAUCAAGGUCUUCGCGUCGCCCGGGGGCACUAUCUUCUGGUGGACUCAGACUGCAAUCGCGAUCGCGGCGAUGCUGCACACACCCGAUCCACACUGGCCCGAGCGCGUCGGGCACAUCGCGAGCAGCACGUUAACCUACAUCCCUUUCCGCUUCAGGAAGUUUCCGGUACCAUUGCUGUUUGCCAUUUGCGCAAGCAAUUCGAUGGGUCAGUUUUUUGGUUACGUCUCAAUGAAGCACUUCUUUCCAGUGCUAUCACAGAAGGAAGUUGGAACCCUCAAGUUUCUUGCAAUAUUUGUUGCCUUUCCGGUGGUUAUCGCGAGCAUUGUCGCGAGCAUUCCCGGGAGCCUUGCGUUUUAUUUUUUGGGCACGGACGUCGAUCUGUUUUCAGUGGCCGUGAACUACACGCUUGGACAUAUGUCGGGAACGAUAGCACUACUGUACCCUCUGCUGAUCGUGCCGGCCCUGUGGAAAACCCGAUCUCGCUCGCCCAACACGCUGGUUUGCGGCACGAGCGCCUUUUUCGGAAUCACGUCCAUGUGCGCCUUCUCCAACUAUCACUUGCUCGGCUUUGCGUCGAUCGUGGUAAUGUACGGUCUGCUGGUUGGAGUCAGUGCAUGUAUUGAUCAGUUCCACGCAAGUCUCGUCCAGCUUGCGUGCAUGGGAUCAAUCCUAGGGUUGACGGCGGCUGGACGAGGACCUUUUGUGCAUGCCGUGAAGGAUCGUGAAACAGACGAGGUGUUGAUAGGUACUCAAAUGGGAAUCGCGGCACUGUCGGCCUUGAACGCAUUCGUGGUCAUUCUGGUGUCGCAGCUCCGCGAUCUGCAGACGUUUGAGAAGAUCUCUCGUUGCCAGGCGGAAGAGCUGGCCGAGAGACAGACCCUUGACCUCUACCGGAUCGGACACGAUAUGAAAAACAAUGCAACUUUAAUCCAGGCAUUAUGCGAGGUGGGCGAGACCGAUGGGGACAACAGCAUUCUGGAAACUGUGAAGUCCGUAAACAUUCUGGGUAACGUGCUAGUGUCUGAUAUGGUCGAUAUGGUCAACGGAAGUAAAGCCCAUCGCGUUGUCCCCAAAGAAGAUGUUGACAUAAAGGAACUGUUGAAUGUCUAUUCGAUGGUCGGUACGGGAAUGCUUUUGUUGGAGGGAAAGGAUAAAGACAUUACGAUGGGCGUGCGAAUCGCCGACGGUGAAAAGUUGGAAGUAUACAUUAACAAGGAGCGCCUCCAUCAAAUCAUGUGUAACAUACUGAGCAAUUCCGUCAAGUACACGCAGAGCGGGACAAUCGUUUUGGAAGCCGGGUGUUGCUCGGAAAGCACCGUUGAGAUUCGCGUCACGGACAGCGGCAUCGGUAUGAGCGAGGCUGACGUUUGUAAAGUUUUUGAUCUGUUUUUCAGGAGCGGACCAGCAUCACAGAUCAACUCGGGAACCGGCCUUGGUUUGUCCAACGUGAGAAAAAUUUGUAAUUCGAUAGGAGCGAAGAUAGACGUUUCGAGUCCCGGAGAGGGUCAAGGAAGCACGUUCACGCUUGUGUUUCCACGAACACGUCGCAGCAUCGUCUCCAGUCCAAGGCAGAUAUCGACGCAAUUUUCGUUCCACAUUCUCGCGAUGGACGAUUCGGUCUUGAUUCGGGGGCUGAUGUCGAAGUAUUUGACUUCGUUUGGUUGCGACGUUGUCAGCGCGUGUUCGGCCGAAGAGUCUCGUGCUCUCCUUGGUCAACCAAACCAAGAAAAGUUCGAUAUAGUGAUCACCGACAGCUUUAUGGGGGACGAGACGGGGAUUGAUUUUAUUAACAGCUUGCGGAGGGGUGCGGUAAGGGGAUUGUCAAGCGAUUUGCCGUGCAUUCUUUGCAGUGGAGAUAUUCACGAGUUCGACGACCCCAGAACAAUUUCGAUCACGAAACCUUUCUCGUCUGCCGACAUUGCCGAUGCUCUCAACAUUUUCGCGUCAUCAGAUGUUAGACGGCAGCAAGUUUAG